UCAGCAUCCAGUACGUGACAAUGGGUAUUAUCAACAGUCUCAUCAGCGGUGCCCCCGACUCCUCAAAAAUGGCCUCAUCAGACUCGCAACUCGACAUCAUCAUCGUCGGCGCCGGCCUCAGCGGCCUCGCCACGGCCAUCUCGUGCGCCAUGGCCGGCCACACCGUCACCGUGCUCGAACAAGCGCAAGAACUCGCCGAGGUUGGCGCCGGGCUCCAGAUCACCCCCAACGCCUCGCGGCUCUUCACACACUGGCAGCUGCCCGCGAAGAUCUGGACGGAGGCGGCCGAGCCGACCUCGCUGACCGUGCACCGGUACACGGGGGAGACGCUGGCGCACGAGGCGCACUUCGACCGCAACAUCCGCGCCAAGUAUGGGGCGCCGUUCAUCGACCUACACCGCGUGGAUCUGCAGCAGGCGCUGUACGCGCGGGCGCGGGCGCUGGGGGUGACCUUCCACUUGGAUGAGCGGGUCGACGCGAUCGACUUCGAGACGACGACCCUCACCACCCUGAAGGGGCGGCGGGUGAGCGGCGACCUGAUCGUCGCGGCGGACGGGCUGUGGUCGCGGUGCCGCGAGAACUUCUACGGCCGAAAGGACGAGCCGCUGCCCACGGGCGACCUGGCGUAUCGCAUCGUGCUGACGGCCGAGCAGCUCGCGGACGACCCCGAGCUGCGCGCCUGGGUCGAGAACCCCACCGUGCACUUCUGGGUCGGGCCGGGGGCCCACGCGGUGGCGUAUUCGUUGCGCGGCGGCUCGAUGUUUAAUAUCGUGCUGUUGGUGCCGGAUACGCUGCCGCCGGGGGUGUCGAGGCAGGCCGGGUCGGUGGAGGAGAUGCGCGGGCUGUUCGUGGGGUGGGAUCCGGUACUGACCAAGUUCCUGACUUACGUGAAUGGCGUCGAUAAAUGGCGCCUCAUGCAUCACGCAGAAAUGGACUCCUGGAUCAAUGACAAAUCAAACCUAGUCUUCAUCGGCGACGCCUGCCACCCCAUGCUCCCCUACCUCGCACAGGGCGCCAAUUCCUCCCUCGAGGACGGCGCCGUCCUCGGCGGCCUCCUCGGUCACAUGAAGCAGAAAUCCGACCUCCCACAAAUAUUGAGACUCUACGAGAAGCUCCGUAAAUCCCGUGGGGAGGCUAUUGUCCGAGAAACGUUCAAGCAGAGAAACGACUUCCACAUGCCCAACGGCCCCGAACAAGAGAAGCGCGACCAAGUCUUCCUGUCUCAAUUAGGCAAGGAACUCAAAGGGGCGUUCCCGAGUCGAUGGACCUGUCCCGAAGUCCAACCGUGGUUAUACGGCUACGACGCCAUCAAGGAGGUCGAGAACGUUGUGGCGGAGAAUCCGGGGCUGUUCAGUGGCAGUGGGCAGGUCACGGCGAAUUUGUAGAAUGCUUCUUUGAAUGUCUCUUUGUUGUCCGAAUUCUUGGAGCGGGAUCUCUGUACAGUCAAUUUGCAAUAUAG
This is a messenger RNA of Aspergillus uvarum CBS 121591, 1459 nucleotides long. Its product is annotated as putative monooxygenase. Bases 21 to 1385 code for a protein of 454 amino acids. Lineage: Eukaryota; Fungi; Ascomycota; Eurotiomycetes; Eurotiales; Aspergillaceae. Gene Ontology annotation, biological process: secondary metabolite biosynthetic process. The record is from RefSeq and is a predicted model, not a curated record. Gene Ontology annotation, molecular function: monooxygenase activity; FAD binding. The transcript has 7 exons.